Giardia duodenalis is the source of this 2382-nucleotide messenger RNA. RefSeq lists its product as uncharacterized. NCBI's taxonomy places the organism in Eukaryota, Fornicata, Diplomonadida, Hexamitidae. The transcript has a single exon. The record is from RefSeq and is a predicted model, not a curated record. Bases 1 to 2382 code for a protein of 793 amino acids.
AUGACAGAUGUCUAUCACCACGACCAGGAGGAAUCGGAGUCUCUUAUUUCGAAGUAUCUCGGAUCGGACAGCGAGGAGUCGUCUGAGGAUACCAGUCGCGCCACUCCCGAAGAGCAAGCCCAUCAAGUCAUCAAUAAAAGUGUAGAGGCCAUCGCAGAAUCCAUCGAAACGGGAAGAUGGGAUAUCAUAUAUUCCUCCUUUUCAACCCUCAGCGACUCCUUUGGAAAGUACCAUCGCAUGCUGCGCGGCGAGAUGCCCAGAAAUUGGCUUCUAGCCAUGCAUCGUGUUUUGGAAACCUUUGCUGAAUGCUCAUCAAGCGGAGCAUCCACCAUAGCGAGAUCUAACCGGAAGUAUUUCAACGCGCUUAAGACGUUUCUUGAAGACGAGAAGAACCGGCCUGUGGUCUCUUAUGUGCGUGCUGAGUAUGAUGCAUAUCUAAAGAAGCAGCUAGAAGAUGCCUCAGAGGCUCAGGCAGUAGGGGCGAUGGUCCCCAUGGUGGAGAUAAAAAGGGAUGACGGACUGAACGUAGCAAGGAUACUGAGCUUCUUCCGAAUAUCUUUUGAGUCUGAGGAUGAGCAUCUGGCCAUUGUUCAAGAUGAAGUGGCUGCACCAAAUGCACAGGAAGCCACUACUUUGACCAUUUCAGGCCAUGAGAUUUUCAAAGUGGCGACUCUGCACAUAAACAAGCAUAAUUUCUCCCAGUUGCAUGCACACCUUCUUCGUUCUGAUUCUCCCCGGCAUAUCUUACAUGCAUACGUCCUAUUUCUCGAGAGAUUGGCUGCAAGCGGGUGUGUGGACUACCCCUCCGAUGUGCAGGCAUGCCUAAGGUGCAUCCUUGCGCUUUUGCAGCAGAAUGACAACAAGAGCUUGCUGGGACAGACGUAUGAUAGCACUGCUCAGGAGCCGAGCUUGUCCACACCAUUUAUUACUAGACUCCUGACGGGACUGUCCAGCCUGAGUAAUCUAUAUGAGCUGAAGGACGUAAUAUACUACAUUUACUUGUCUGUUUUCAUAUCUUAUUAUUCCACCAAUGGGAAACUAGAGUCCGCCAUAUUUCGCACUGUGGCCAACUACGCUAAGAAUCUGUUGCGCGAUGGAUGCUCUGCCACUGUGCGCUAUGGGGAUGUUCUCAGUACCUGUUCCAAUGCUUCUAAGUCCGCAUCUGUUGACCCUCUGACCCUGGUGCCCACAUGCAGCGACGAUGUUGCGCCUGUCCCCCAAAGUAGUGAGCUGUUGAGGGCAGAGUUUACCAGAACCUUCCCAGAGGCUUCUAAGAUCUUCACUACUUAUCUGGCUGGGCACGUGUUCUUUAGGUCCAAGUAUCUAUAUUUGCUUUACGUAGCAGGAACCCAACGUCCAGGCUCUCUUGCUGGCAAUGCAGCUAUUCCCUUGCCGGAGAUCACCGAGGAGGUUACCCGUAAAGCCCCACGAGAGGGAGUUUCGUUUCCGUUCACUAAAGAGGCUAUUAGUGAAGAUCGAGGCAUUUCAGAGAGCGGAGACAAGUACGACGAGGUUAUGGAGAGGAGGCAUUGGCAGCUAUCGUAUGUUAGGCUGGCCAUCGCUUGCUCCCUCGAUAACGAGCUGUCACCGUACACAUAUGACCUCUUCAUGUCUGAGCAAGAGCGUACCGUGGAGGACGCGAGGAAAGUGCGCGAUUCUCGUCACACCGACGAAGUCAGUCUCCUGGCACUCAAUCAUACUGACAUAGACUACAUCUUUCUGCGCUUGCACUACUGCAUUGGAAUCAAGGCAUUCGCCAAUGGCCGGAUGCAUCAGGCCUCAACGCAUCUCCUUUUGAUCAGCAGUCUUUUCAAGGGCGAGCGCCAGACGAUAUCCCCUUUUCUACCCUCUGUGCACGCCUUCGAAGCGGAGAGCAUCGUAUCGUGGCUAGACAGCGACCUGAUAGAGGCCGCCUGCCUUCUAUCUACGCUCUGUAGUAAGUUCGCUCUACUUCAUAACCGGGCACACACAGUGGCUAACCAGCACCUGACCCCUCUUCAGAGGCUAGUUUUACAGAAGAUUCUGCAGCUCGUUGACGUCGGUCGCCAAGUUAACGCCACUCCAUAUGAGUACGCUAUUGCUCUUGCGUUCAAGUGCUUAUCGCACAACAACCAUGACGGGGCCAUAAGCGCAAUCAUCACAUGCCCCACGUGGCGCUGUUUAAGGUACUACAAUACACAUUAUGAAAGGUGCUUAGAGGAAGCCAUAAAGGUCUUGUCACUAAAGUUUUGGAUAAUGAACUAUCAUGCAGUGGUAUCUUCAAUCUAUCUAAUUGACCUUGCAAAGACCUACGGGCUCUCAGAGGAUAAGAUCAAGACCUGUCUCAGGGGCGUGUCCAAUAUUCAUAUCAAGGAGGACAUUGUAGAGUUCCGCAUUCAGUAA